AUGUCUCUGAGUGACGAAGUACCAGAUUCUGCGGAGGAUCCAUAUUAUAUGGAAGGGGGCGUCAAAAAAAGGAGGAAAGCCAUCAAACAAUGCUUGUUUUGCAGAAAACGGAAACUAAAAUGCGAUAAGAAGAAGCCCAUGUGUACAACUUGUGUGUCUAGAGGUCUUACCGAGUGUGUAUACGUGGAACAGUUCGGCCCUGAUCUGACUUCUUCUGAACUGUUUAAAACAACUCCGAACUUGGAACUCCUGAAUAAGAUCAAGGAGCUUGAGGAAGAGCUCAGGAAUUUGAAAGAAGGAGGCCCCAAUCAAGGCAAAGGUAUCAAUCCACUUCCCAAAGUACAGAUAGUUAUGAAUAAGGGUGAUCGAACAAUAUUUUACGGGUGCACAAGCCUUAAAGUGAAUCUUUCGGAAAGUAGGCUGAAAUAUGACACUUACUAUGCUAUGGUUUGGCGAAAAAUAAAGGAAGAACGGCGUCGUUGGAAGGCCACGAGUGGCUACUCUACUCUCAAAGAAGUAACUGCAAUAGAGCUAGUUCCAGAAAUUGGCCUGUCUGUGUUAGACGCCAUGUGUCGAACGUUACCAUCUUACGAAAGAAUUGAGCAGAUAUUACAUCAAUUUUUCGAAGACACCCUUUCAGCAGGAUUCCAAGUGGUCGACCCUACAUCGGUCUUUAAAAACCUGAAGAAGUGUUUUAUCACAGGCCCUAAGGAUAUGAUUACCGGCACACACCCAAUAGCACAUCUCGCACCAGGUUUCAAAAAAAACUACUACAGUAUUGGUGUCAUAACAGAAAUAAUCACAUUAGUCAGGUACAAUGUGCCUAUUUCACAAGCCAUGGAUUGCUUCAACAAGUUCCUCCUAUCCAGUGUAACAGCCAAAGUGUUCUUUAUAGAACGGGUGCAAUACAUUUUUUUGAGAAGACUAUACAUGAUGGUAAAGGGCCUAACUGGCGGCGACCAUAGCAAUACUGCUUUAAUAACUAAUCUUCUUUCUUCUACGGCCCUUCAUGUCGGACUUCAUGGAGAUAUUAAAAAGUUGUUUGCAACUGGCGAGACGUCUCAUGGCGAGCCGACUUUUCAUGAAAACUUGUGGCUAUGGAUUUUAUAUGCUGAUAUUGAAACCUCAACAGCAUUAGGAAUGCCUCCUAAAAUCCCAGACGCUUUUAUAAACUAUGAGUUGAUUGAGAGUGAGAGCUACGGGAGUGUCCCACUAUUGCAAAAGAUAAUAAGGCCAAUGAGACAAAUAUUGAAUGAAAUUCACGAGAAAGACAAAUUGCCUGAUCUUGACGCAAUGACUGAGCGAGUCAGAGGAAUUCUUAGAGCAGAAUUUAGGCCUAUAAGCUUCUACAUGGAUCGUGACAAGUUAAAGACAGUCUUAUUCACCGAGCUUGACCUUUUACUGGAACUAGUCACCCUUCUCAGCGUGUUUUCUAAUUUGAAACGAUCAUACUUCAAGGACUAUCGCCCAAGCGCUGUCAACAAUAGUUUGCAAUACUCCAUACAAUCUGUGGCUAUAUCCAUAAGCGCAACUGAAGCCUAUUUUGACCUAGAUAAGACUGAUGCCUGCAAACCAAAAAGGCCUUUGACCAAAGGAAUUCCUUAUAAUCUUAAUCUUGCGGUCUUCCUCAUUCACAAACAUUUUCCUCGAAAUAUUUCAGAAAUUUAUGUCCUGCUGGGGUCGUUGGGCACCUGGGAUACUUUUGAAGAGGUGAGAUUCAAGUAUCCGCUAUCUCCAACAUUUGAUCUCCCAAUGGGCUCAUUGGAUUCUGUCUCCGAUCACUAUGUGUCGUUCCAACAAGUUUACGAAUUUGUCACCGGGGUGAUAGAUCGAUGGGAAAGCGAAGAUAAUGCCGACAUGGUGCGCUGUCUAAAACGCUUUUCAUAUGGAUUUGUCAUAGUUUGCGCUAUCGAAAGAUCGAGUAGAGACUUGUUCAGUCACUAUUUUAAUAAAAGAAAACUUUCAUGCACGGCUUCCAAAUCUUCUCCUUUUGCCUCCAGUGACGUGGCUCGUGCGGAGAACGAUUUUAUGAGCACUGAUCAGACAGGUGCCGAAUUGUCGGACGACAUACUCAAGACCAUGGCUGAUGAAUUCUGGAGCAAUUACGACACGGACAUGAACGGUUGGCUAGUUGAUAACGAUGAAGAGCUGUACUCAACAUGGUUCAAGCCUGCAGAAAACAACCUAAGAGACUAUGAGUCUAAUGCAAACCUUGACUCAAUCUAA
This is a messenger RNA of Lachancea nothofagi CBS 11611, 2226 nucleotides long. The record is from the annotation of a GenBank genome assembly. Lineage: Eukaryota; Fungi; Ascomycota; Saccharomycetes; Saccharomycetales; Saccharomycetaceae.